GCCACCGCCACCAGCCGUUGUCGAAGAAGAAGUCGGUCGCCUGCCGCCGCCGCCGCCGUCACCAUCGGUAGCCUAGAGUUAAGUUGGAUGGAGAUUUCGGGUACAUGUUACUUAGGCCGAGGGCAUUUAUGUCCUUUUGAAAUUUCUAUCUCCUCUUUUUCACUGAAAAUGAUAAAAUAUUGUCUCAGAUUUACUAUAGCUAAUUACACAAAUUUUGUGGUGCCUAUUAGUAGUGUCGCGUUUUUUGAGUGUCUUCUAGCUAAUUACAUAGCUUAGCUUUUAGAUGUCCGUGGCAAAUUUUGCCUGAUGCUUCUUUUUUUUUUUUACUAAUUAGUUUCUUUAUCUUCCUAAGUUCCAAGCUGGGCCUUAAUUUUCAUUGCACAUGGCAUCUGCUUUCCAUUCUCAAACUGCAAAGCGACGCGACGCGGCACGACACCAAAAAUAAGUAGAAGCGUACUCCAUACUCUGCACUCAACCAUGGCGGAGGCGGCCACCGGUGCAACUGACACGUCACUGCCGCCGCCGCCGCCGCACGUCGUCCUGAUGGCCAGCCCCGGCGCCGGCCACCUCAUCCCGCUGGCCGAGUUGGCGAGGCGGCUCGUGUCCGACCACGGCUUCGCGGUCACCGUCGUCACGAUCGCCAGCCUCUCCGACCCGGCCACCGACGCCGCCGUGCUCUCCUCGCUGCCGGCCUCCGUGGCCACCGCCGUGCUCCCGCCCGUCGCCCUCGACGACCUCCCGGCGGACAUCGGCUUCGGCUCCGUGAUGUUCGAGCUCGUCCGCCGCUCCGUCCCGCACCUCCGCCCGCUCGUCGUCGGCUCCCCCGCCGCCGCGAUCGUGUGCGACUUCUUCGGCACGCCGGCCCUGGCGCUCGCCGCUGAGCUCGGCGUGCCCGGGUACGUGUUCUUCCCGACCAGCAUCAGCUUCAUCUCCGUCGUGCGCAGCGUCGUGGAGCUCCACGACGGCGCCGCCGCCGGCGAGUACCGUGACCUCCCGGACCCGCUCGUGCUCCCCGGAUGCGCGCCGCUCCGCCACGGCGACAUCCCCGACGGGUUCCGGGAUUCUGCCGAUCCGGUCUACGCCUACGUGCUCGAGGAGGGGCGGCGAUACGGCGGCGCCGACGGCUUCUUGGUGAACAGUUUCCCGGAGAUGGAGCCGGGCGCCGCGGAAGCGUUCAGGCGAGACGGGGAGAACGGCGCGUUCCCGCCGGUGUACCUCGUCGGGCCGUUCGUCCGGCCAAGGUCCGACGAGGACGCCGACGAGUCGGCGUGCUUGGAGUGGCUGGACCGCCAGCCGGCGGGGUCGGUGGUGUACGUCUCCUUCGGCUCCGGCGGCGCGCUGUCCGUGGAGCAGACGCGCGAGCUCGCCGCCGGGCUGGAGAUGAGCGGCCACAGGUUCCUCUGGGUGGUGCGCAUGCCAAGAAAGGGCGGGCUCCUUUCCUCCAUGGGCGCCAGCUACGGCAACCCGAUGGACUUCCUCCCCGAGGGCUUCGUGGAGAGGACGAACGGGCGGGGCCUCGCCGUGGCGUCGUGGGCGCCGCAGGUGCGCGUGCUGGCGCACCCGGCGACGGCGGCGUUCGUGUCGCACUGCGGGUGGAACUCGGCGCUGGAGAGCGUGUCCUCCGGCGUGCCGAUGAUCGCGUGGCCGCUGCACGCCGAGCAGAAGAUGAACGCGGCCAUCCUGACGGAGGUAGCCGGGGUGGCGCUACCGCUAAGUCCGGUGGCGCCCGGCGGCGUGGUGUCGCGGGAGGAGGUGGCGGCGGCGGUGAAGGAGCUCAUGGAUCCAGGGGAGAAGGGGAGCGCCGCGCGUCGCCGGGCGAGGGAGCUGCAGGCGGCGGCGGCGGCGAGGGCGUGGUCGCCGGACGGGGCGUCGCGCCGCGCGCUCGAGGAGGUGGCCGGCAAGUGGAAGAACGCCGUGCAUGAGGAUCGUUGAGUCAGUCUUAGCCGGUGUCACUUUCGUUCGGUGAAAUUUGGUCAAAAACUUGAAAGGUGAUCACUCACUUUCGGAAUUCGGAUGUCAGCUGAGCCUUUCUUUCUAAAAGACAUGUCAGAUGCUUCAUUUAUUUUGGAAGAAGAUUGAUCCCAACACUAAAUAAAGAAUUUGAAGCUAUUGUUGUGUGAAGACUUAUAAUUCGUGGUUCUAAUCCUAAUCUAUGGACCAACUUGCGGCA
Oryza sativa Japonica Group (Japanese rice) is the source of this 2170-nucleotide messenger RNA. Its product is annotated as hydroquinone glucosyltransferase. NCBI's taxonomy places the organism in Eukaryota, Viridiplantae, Streptophyta, Magnoliopsida, Poales, Poaceae. Gene Ontology annotation, molecular function: UDP-glycosyltransferase activity. The record is from RefSeq and is a predicted model, not a curated record.